This is a messenger RNA of Mus pahari (shrew mouse), 3006 nucleotides long. RefSeq names its product Zic family member 2 (gene Zic2). The record is from RefSeq and is a predicted model, not a curated record. Gene Ontology annotation, cellular component: nucleus. Gene Ontology annotation, biological process: central nervous system development; regulation of transcription by RNA polymerase II. Gene Ontology annotation, molecular function: RNA polymerase II cis-regulatory region sequence-specific DNA binding; DNA-binding transcription factor activity, RNA polymerase II-specific. Lineage: Eukaryota; Metazoa; Chordata; Mammalia; Rodentia; Muridae. The transcript has 3 exons. The coding region runs from base 335 to 1936 and encodes 533 amino acids.
CUGCCCUGCCCGCCCGCCCCCGCCGCAGCUCCUUUAAUACACUUUGGUUCUCCGCCUGGCUUUGGACUCUUCUCCUCCUCCACCUCCUCCUCCCGCGCCUCCUCCGCCGCCGCCUCCUCUUCCUCUCCGCGCCUUCGCUCGGUGCCCGGCCGCCUGAGGCAGAUACAGGCGGCGGCGGUGGGCACACCAGCCAGGCUCCCGAAACUGCAGUUGCCAGUGUUUCCACCGCCGGUUCACGGAGCCGUGCGUCCGGAGGACGCGCCUCGCCUAUCCGAAGAGGAAAUCCAGGCGGCGGGGCUCACCGGGGCCGGCGGGGCGGCCGGGCGCGCUGGCCAUGCUUCUGGACGCGGGGCCGCAGUUCCCGGCCAUCGGGGUGGGCAGCUUCGCGCGCCACCACCACCACUCGGCCGCGGCAGCGGCGGCUGCGGCGGCCGAGAUGCAGGACCGCGAGCUGAGCCUGGCGGCGGCUCAGAACGGCUUCGUGGACUCGGCCGCGGCGCACAUGGGCGCCUUCAAGCUCAACCCCGGGGCUCACGAACUGUCUCCUGGUCAGAGUUCGGCGUUCACGUCGCAAGGUCCGGGAGCUUACCCGGGUUCGGCUGCGGCGGCCGCUGCGGCCGCGGCUCUAGGGCCCCACGCCGCGCACGUUGGCUCCUAUUCGGGGCCUCCCUUUAAUUCCACCCGGGACUUCCUGUUCCGCAGCCGGGGCUUCGGGGACUCGGCGCCGGGAGGCGGGCAGCACGGGCUCUUCGGACCCGGCGCCGGCAGUCUGCACCACGCGCACUCGGACGCGCAGGGCCACCUUCUCUUCCCUGGCCUCCCGGAGCAGCACGGGCCGCACGCCUCGCAAAACGUGCUCAACGGGCAAAUGCGCCUAGGGCUGCCGGGCGAGGUGUUCGGGCGCUCAGAGCAAUACCGCCAAGUGGCCAGCCCGCGGACCGACCCCUACUCGGCGGCGCAGCUCCACAACCAGUACGGCCCUAUGAAUAUGAACAUGGGGAUGAACAUGGCAGCGGCCGCAGCCCACCACCACCAUCACCACCACCACCCUGGUGCCUUUUUCCGUUACAUGCGGCAGCAGUGCAUCAAGCAAGAGCUCAUCUGCAAGUGGAUCGACCCGGAGCAGCUAAGCAAUCCCAAGAAAAGCUGCAACAAAACUUUCAGCACCAUGCACGAGCUGGUGACCCACGUCUCUGUGGAGCACGUCGGCGGCCCGGAACAGAGCAACCACGUCUGCUUCUGGGAGGAGUGUCCACGCGAGGGCAAACCCUUUAAGGCCAAAUAUAAACUGGUCAACCACAUUCGCGUGCACACCGGCGAGAAACCCUUCCCCUGUCCUUUCCCGGGCUGUGGCAAGGUCUUCGCACGCUCCGAGAACCUCAAGAUCCACAAAAGAACUCACACAGGGGAGAAACCUUUCCAGUGUGAGUUCGAGGGUUGUGACCGGCGCUUCGCCAACAGCAGCGACAGGAAGAAGCACAUGCAUGUCCACACCUCAGAUAAGCCCUAUCUCUGCAAGAUGUGUGACAAGUCCUACACGCAUCCCAGCUCGUUGCGGAAGCACAUGAAGGUCCAUGAGUCCUCCCCUCAGGGCUCCGAGUCCUCCCCGGCUGCCAGCUCUGGCUACGAGUCGUCCACACCCCCGGGGUUGGUGUCCCCCAGCGCAGAGCCACAAAGCAGCUCCAACCUGUCCCCAGCAGCGGCGGCAGCAGCAGCGGCUGCGGCAGCAGCGGCUGCGGCAGCAGCGGCCGCGGUGUCCGCAGUGCACCGAGGCGCGGGUUCUGGCAGCAGCGGCUCCGGAGGGGGCUCGGCGGCCGGCAGCGGCGGGGGCGGCGGCGGGGCGGGCGGCGGGGGCGGCGGCAGCUCUGGCGGGGGCAGCGGGACAGCCGGAGGCCAUAGCGGCCUCUCCUCCAACUUCAAUGAAUGGUACGUGUGAGGGGCCAGGCCUUUCUCUCCCAUUCCCUGUUCCCUUAUCCACUGUCGCCCUCCCAAAAACCCACCGAGGGCACCUUAGGAUCGUCUUAUUAAAAUUAUGAAUCUGAUUUUUAUGGUGAAAAAAAAAAGAUUUUACCAGCAGAAGGAUUUUUUAACUUUUUUUUUUUAAAGAAAACAAUCUAGGCAUGAAAAGCAAAAUCUCUCUGUAUGUCUGAAACUGAAAACAAAAAAUUUUAAGAAAGUAAACCCCACAAAAAUUAUCGAGCCAAACUUCCCUAGCCCACUUUCCUUCCCACACGCUUCCCACUCUUUUUGACAAACUGUACAUAGCGGACGCCUUCCUUUUCCACGGUGAUUUUAAUGGCUUAUUGGUGGAUAGAAGUUUGUCCAUUUGUAAACUCUGGAUUGCAUUCCCUCCCGCCUUUCUCCCAUUUUCCCUUCCCUAAGUGAUGGGCCUUUUCUUUUUCCUUUUAAUUACCUGGUUUCUUUCUUUCUUUUAUUUUUUUAAAGUAAUGUGGAAGAAAAUGGUUUAUUUUGUAUUGUGGUAUUAAAUAUUGUGUUCCUUUUAAAUGAGGCAACUUGAUUGUAAACUUCAUGCAACUAUAGACUGGAAAAUAUGAGCCGUGCCAAAGUCUCCCUUCUGUUUCUUCAACAUACCAACCCAUAGCACACAUCACCAACACCACCAACGCUUGUGAAUGUAUUUUUUUCUGUUAGCUGGGUUUACAUGUGAUGUUUCAGUGCUUUUGCGACGUUCGAUUUGUUAGUUCUUGUAUGAAAGAUUGGGGGUGGGUGGGUGGGAGUAAACGUUGUGCUGUUAGUUUUUUCCGAAAUAACACCCUUCUGUAAAUAUCCGUUGCCAUAUUUAUCCAUUUGUAAUUAAAUUAUGGUAUUAACUUGCUACAGAGGAAACAAUAUUUAUAAAGAAUGUUUCUUAACUAUAAAUAUGUACAAUUGUGGGCAUAAACUGUUUCAGAUUUUUUUAUUUGAAGGUUUAAGUGGUUUGAUCAUUUCUUGUGAUGUUUUGAGAGUAAUGCAUACAGAAAUAUAAUAAAAUGUGUUGAAACUGCA